Messenger RNA from Symbiodinium pilosum, 2433 nucleotides. The record is from the annotation of a GenBank genome assembly. Lineage: Eukaryota; Dinophyceae; Suessiales; Symbiodiniaceae.
AUGGGUUUGCUACGUUCAGAGCAGAUGAAGUAUGGCAUGCUCGUGCUACCGGUCAACGAAGCGCGACGCAUUGUCGGACAGCUCGGGAAGGAGUCGAAUCUGCAGUUCGAAGACGACAAUGCCCGAGACAUGCGCCGCCCAUACCGGAAGCAUAUCCAGCGCAUUGACGAGAUGGAGCGCAUCAUCCGCUUUCUCAUACAGGAGAUCGGCUCAAUUGAGGGAUGCGAACUGAUCAAGAACAAGGUUGAUGAGUUCCUGCAGACGGAUGACAGUUAUGUCUUGGAGGCUGUUGAAGGUGAGCUUCAGUCUUUGUACCAGAACUUCCUGAGGUUCAAGGAGAACAACGUGAAUCUCACCAACGAGCGCAAUCAGGCCGUUGAGGAAGCAGAGGUGGUGGCAGUAGCACGCGAAAUGCUGACGGGCUCUCGCCCAUCUCCUGACUACCUGACGGAGGAAGAGAGCUUUGAUACCAGUGCAAAGAAGCCGUUGCUGGGUGGCGAAGAGGGCGGUGCCGGUACCGGCAGGCUGGGCUACUUAGCGGGCGUGGUGCCCAAGACAGACGAGGCACGUUUUGCCCGGGCACUCUGGCGAGCUGCUCGCGGCAAUACCUUCACGCAGUUCACUCCAAUCAGCCAGUCCGUGAAGGAUCCCAAGACAGGCCAAGAUGUGCAGAAGUCCGUGUUCGUGGUCUACUUCCAGGGUGCUGGCGGGCCAAUGCAGCAGAAGGUGCUGAAGGUUUGUUCCGCUUUCGGCGUCAACAUGUACAACUGGCCAGCAAGCGCUGAACUGGCGAAGACCCGCCAUGCCCACCUUCUGAGCGUGGUCAAAGAGAAAGACACUGCCCUGGAGGGUUACCAGUUCUUCAUGAAGACUGAGGCCAAGGAUCUGUUGGCACCACCAAGCCAAAACCCGGAGGCAAACUCCAAGUUGGAAGAGUGGCGGCUAUUUUGCAUUAAGGAGAAAUCCAUCUUCAACAUCCUGAACCUGUGCUCAGGGGAGAUCGCGCUGAGGGUGAACGUCUGGUACCCUGCUGCGGAAGAAGCGAAGAUCAAAGCUUUGCUGCAGAAGUUGAAUGCCGGUUCGUCGCAGGGAGCUUUCCUGACUCCCGACAAGAACGUGAAGUCUACACCGCCAACGUAUAUCCGGGUGAAUGAUUACACAGAGGCAUUUCAAGACGUCAUUGACACUUACGGCAUUCCCAAGUACCAGGAGGCAAACCCGGCCCUCCUGACAGUAGUGACCUUUCCAUUCAUCUUCGGCAUGAUGUAUGGAGAUGUGGGUCAUGGCAUCCUCUUGUUCCUGGCUGGGCUGUGGCUGUGCAGAAAUGCUGAGACCUUUCGCUUCACUCAGCCGUCGCUUUUCAGCGCCCGAUACAUGGUUGUCAGCUUGGGCUUCUUUGCCAUUUAUUGUGGCUUUAUGUACAACGACUUCUUUUCCGUUGGCCUUCAAAUCUUCAAUUCCAGGUACAAGGACGCGGGUGAUGGCAACUGGAUUCCAACCUUCGAUGUGAAAAACGAGGGUGGCACGGGCCCAUAUCCAUUUGGCCUUGACUGGGCCUGGCAUGGAGCGAGCAACGAGCUGCUGUAUGUGAACUCCCUCAAGAUGAAGCUGUCCGUUCUUUUCGGAGUCUUGCAAAUGACUGUGGGCCUCAUUCUGAGGUGGAGCAAUGCCUUCUAUGAGAAGAACAUGACCGACUUCGUGUGCGAAUGCAUCCCGAUGAUGAUCUUCAUGCUAUGCUUCUUUGGCUGGAUGGACUUCAUGAUCCUGUACAAGUGGGUGCAUCCCGUCGACAAUCCCCCGAGCAUCAUCAAUUCCUUGAUUUGCAUGGCGAUGGGCCAGGAGGACAAGUUCCCCCUUUGGCCGGGCUCUGUCGAGUUGGCACAGAGACUGAUGGGGUUUACCAUGCUGUCCGUACCCAUCAUGCUUCUGCCGAAGCCGUUUAUUCUGCUGUACCAGCACAAGUCCAAGCAGGAGAACAGCGAAAACCUGGUGAACAUCGAUGAGGAGACAGGGCCAAGCUCGAAUAAUCAUGGGCAUGGCGAGGAAUUUGAAUUUGGUGAGAUUUUCAUCCACCAAAUCAUCGAGACUAUCGAGUUCGUGCUAGGUACGGUAUCCCACACGGCCUCAUACCUCCGCAUUUGGGCGCUGUCCUUGGCACACCAGCAGCUCUCCCUGGUGUUCUUCCAGAAGACCUUGACCAUGGGCCUUGAGAUGUCGUUCCCAAUGAAUGGGAUCGGGAUCUACCUCAUGUUCGCUGCCUGGUUUGCUAUCACGCUGGCCGUCCUGCUCGGGAUGGAUGUGUUGGAGUGCUUUUUGCACACCCUGCGGCUGCAUUGGGUUGAGUUCCAGAGCAAGUUUUACAAAGCAGAAGGCUUGAAGUUUGCACCUUACUCCAUCAAGAAGCUAGUCACGCCCACAGGCGGCGAAGAGUAG